Erpetoichthys calabaricus (reedfish) is the source of this 1141-nucleotide messenger RNA. It is a transcript of the gene llph, whose product is annotated as LLP homolog, long-term synaptic facilitation factor. Bases 124 to 498 code for a protein of 124 amino acids. The record is from RefSeq and is a predicted model, not a curated record. Gene Ontology annotation, cellular component: nucleolus. The transcript has 3 exons. Gene Ontology annotation, molecular function: RNA binding. NCBI's taxonomy places the organism in Eukaryota, Metazoa, Chordata, Cladistia, Polypteriformes, Polypteridae. Gene Ontology annotation, biological process: dendrite extension.
AGUCUGUUGCGUCACUGAGAUGCGCCCACUACUCUUUCACAACGUCAUCAUAUUUGCGCCGUGAUUUUGAAAUUAACACGUGUUAAUUGGCAGAGCGUUUGCAACACCAGAGUCCUGAAAAAUAUGGCCAAGAGCUUACGCAGUAAGUGGAGAAGAAAGAUGCGGGCAGAGAAGCGAAAGAAAAAUGCUCCAAAAGAACUUACUCGCCUGAAGGGUGUCCUAAAUAUAGAUGGGGAAGGGGGUAUUUUGAUGAAAGAGAUAAAGGAAAUGGCCACGGUGGUUCCUCCUAAAAAGUUGCAAGAAAAAGCACUAGAUGUGGAGAUGGAGGGAGAAGAAGAAGUUGGAUCUACGAUGGAGACUGAUGGCAAGCGAAGCAAAAAGACAAAGUUAAAUGAACAUGGGCAAUAUCCAGUAUGGAUGCAUCCCCGACAGAGGAGAAAGUUGAAGCAAAAGCGUGUAAAGCAAGGCAAAACUAAGAAGAUGAAAAAGAGGGCAUAGCAGAUGUAAUAGUCAAUAAAUACAGUAUACGCUGCUUGGAAGUACCUUUAUUUUGCGCCAGAACUUUGGAAUUCAUUUGUAGAAGACCAUUCUGCUACUCUGUUGUUGUUAGAAGCUUUAAUGUAGUAUAUUUAUGACACCAAUUUUCUUUAACUUUUUUUUCUUUGUACGGUAUGUACCUGUCAAGCUCAUUAUAGAGAGACUGUUAAAAGUCUAGAUUGGAAAUUAUAUUUUAAUUCCAGUGAUCUGACCUUGCCAAGAAAGCAUUUUAAAUAAAACUACUAUUAGGAUAAAUGAAUAAAUAUUGAUUACUUGUGUUUUUUCCUAUGCUUCAAUGCAGAGCUAUUUUGAUUCUGUGAAGUUUUCACAUAGGAUGUUGCAAUUAGUUGCUGUAUUUCAACAGAAGUUUUAUAGCUUGGUAAAAAGGACAUAUUAAUGCAGAAUGGAAACAUGUUGUAUCUUGUUACGUGUUAUAUUCAAUAUACUAAAAGGUGGGAUUGAAGUUAAAUUGAAAUGUGUGAUUUCUGUUUACUUAAUUUCUAGAUUUGUAAUAUAUGACAUUUCUUCUCAAUUGCAAAUGUGAUUUUUAAUUAUGCUGUUUAGCUGUUUGUUGCUCCAUAAUACAGAUAAUUUGACUCAUUAA